ACACGCACUUCUGAUCUCUCAGGCAUACGAUGAAUGAAAUUGGUUAAAGUAGGUACCUAACACCUAUAGCAUUUCAUUUGGAUUUUCAUUCGCGACGAAAAAUACUUGAUAUUCGCACGAUGAUUGUGUUCCCAAGGAUACUUCUCUGUGCGUUAUUCAUUAUAAAAGUAACCAUUUCUUAUAAAGAACGGGCCGGAAAAAUAGAAAGCAAAUGCAAAGAAUACGUGAAAUAUGCUUGUGACAAUCCGCCCGCUUCAGCUACAAGUACGAGUAAAACACCUCCUAAACUUGACGGCAUAAUAAAUGGAGUAACAACGUCUUUGGAGAUGCUUCCUCACAUGGCAUUCGUGAAAUUGUUCAGAAAGGUGGAUCGCGAAUCAGAAGGCAUUUGGGUAAAAGAUUGUAGCGGCACACUGAUAAGUGACAAUUUCAUAUUGAGCGCUGCUCAUUGUUCACAUGAUGUAGUUCGUGACGAUCCAGGCAUAUUUGGACAAGUUAAAUUGGGAAGCGCGUCUAAAUCAUUCAUGGAUCGCACAGGUGCAUUGUACGAAGUUAUUGAAAUGUACGUGCAUCCCAACUAUUCGCCAACUGAUCAACAGAACAGAAAUGAUGUACUUCUCUUGAAACUCCACCGGAAAGUAAAAUUCUCUCCUUAUACAAGGCCAAUAUGUUUAAACACUGAGUUCCCCAACAAUCUAAGGAAAGCAAUCGUAUCAGGGUGGGGUGAAGAUGAAAAUGGAAAUUUUCCCGAAUAUCUCAAGAGUGCCUCGGUGUACAUUGACGAUGAAAUAGUCAAGUUGAAAUGUAACGUGGCUUUAGAGAGUCGCAGUUUCAAUAGCACGACUGAAAUAUGCGGUGGACACCCUAUAGACAUAACAGGCACUAGCACAGGCGAUUCUGGAGGACCAAUGCAGAUCCCUAUGAAUACCGGAUGUCCAAAUACUUAUGAACAAAUAUGUAUUUCUGCACGAGGUUCUAAGGAUUUCAAAAGUCCUAUGAAGGUAAAUAUUUUCACUAAAGUUGAACUACAUCUUCCGUGGAUUGAAAGCAUUGUUUGGCCAGAUGAAUAAUGUAAUUAAUACUUUAACUAAAAAAAUUAUUGAAGUACACGAAGAAAUAUAUUUCUACAUGCGCAAAAUUAUUAACUACAUUGUAUCAUUAUUGGCAGCGACCAUUCGAUUUUUGAGAUCUUGAUGCCACAACACGAUAUCAUUUCUGAAAUUGUGAAAACACUUAUAGAGACACAGAAGUUACCGAUUUUUAAACCGGCAAAUUAUUGAAAAUCUGAUCAGGGCUGGAAAACUGAAACUGAAACUGAAACUGAAAUUUUUUCAUUAUUUUUUCAGUUUUCAUUAUCUUUUUUUAGCCAU
Planococcus citri (citrus mealybug) is the source of this 1370-nucleotide messenger RNA. RefSeq names its product cathepsin G-like. The transcript has 7 exons. The coding region runs from base 120 to 1070 and encodes 316 amino acids. Gene Ontology annotation, molecular function: serine-type endopeptidase activity. NCBI's taxonomy places the organism in Eukaryota, Metazoa, Arthropoda, Insecta, Hemiptera, Pseudococcidae. Gene Ontology annotation, biological process: proteolysis. The record is from RefSeq and is a predicted model, not a curated record.